UCCUAGUUUUGGUGCUGUUGACCAGUGAAUGCAUGAGUCAAUAUGGAGAACCACUUGUCCUUUAGUUGUCAUGACAGCCAACCUAGCACAGCGUGUUCAGCUGAAUAUAGUGGUAUUGAUCUGGGAUUUCAUGUUUCUGAUGAUAGAGAUGUUUUGGAUGGACUUCUCAGUCAGGAACAAAUGGACACAUGUGAUAGAGUCCUCUGUCUGGAGAAAAAAGUCCAGCAACAGGAGGACGAGAUCAUCUGCCUGAAGAGUGCAUUAGCGGAUGUCAUUAGAAGACUGGGCCACGUGGAGGCCAGUAAAGCACAGUCAUCAGUGUUGCCCAGUAAGCCCAAUAUUAGAGGAACACCCACUAGGAGGGCCGAGAAGUCAUUCACCAAUCCCCUUGAGAAUGCCCGUGUCACGCCCAGCAAAAGGCCCACAACGCCCACACAUCGAACUAAUGCAUCUCCACGCACUAAUACUUCAAACAAAAAAUGGUCUUCCAUGUCAAACUCUUUGGACUCUCCUACUUUCCAUAGGGAUGGCCAGACUAGCAAUUUGAAACCUGUUGAACCAAAAUCUAGCAAACCUGUUGAACCAAAAUCUAGCAAACCUGUUGAGCCAAAAACUAGCAAACCAGUUGCACCAAAAUCUAGCAAUUCUGUAGAAUUGAAACGAAAAACUAGUAAAGGCUAUGAGCAAGAGAGUUCCAAUGAAAGGAGCAGCCGGGAUGCAGAAUGGAGAGCAGAGGAAGGAUAUGUGAAAAUCUACCUCAGGGGCAGGGCUAUUAAUCUGUACGCCCCAACCACAGUGGAGAAUGUGGAUGUUACCAGUGUGGCUGAUCCACCUUCUGAAAAACUAAAGCUGGAAUGGGUCUAUGGAUAUCGUGGCAGAGACUGUCGCUCCAACCUGUACUACCUCUCUACUGGGGAAAUCAUCUACUUUGCUGCUGCCUCAGUUGUCCUCCACAAUGUAGAGGAGAACACCCAGAGACAUUAUCUGGGUCAUACUGAUGAUGUCAAGUGCCUGGCCAUUCAUCCUGACCAAGUCCGAGUAGCUACUGGACAAGUGGCGGGGCAUGACCAGAAAGAGGGCAAGAGAAAAGCUGGGAAAAAAGAUAUCCCUGAAGCUGACAAAGAUCAUUGGCCCCAUGUGAGGAUCUGGGACACGAUGAAUCUUAACACCCUCCAUGUGAUUGGGAUCGGGGACUUUGACAAGGCUGUCUGCUGUUUAUCUUUCUCCAAACUGGAUGGAGGUAAUCACCUGGUGGUGGUGGAUGAGGCUAACGAUCAUGUGAUGUCUGUGUGGGACCUCAGUAAGGCUCAUCCUAAGAAAAUCACAGAGACAAAGAGCUCAACAGAACCUGUGCUAGCAGCAGAGUUCCAUCCCCUUGAGAAAGGCAGCAUUAUCACAUGUGGUAAAGGGCAGAUCUCAUUCUGGACUUUUGAAGGAGGAUCCCUAGCAAAGAAAACUGGAAUAUUUGAUAAACAUGAAAAACCCAAGUUUGUGUUGUGUGUGGCAUUUGCUGAAAAUGGAGACAUUAUAUCUGGAGACUCCAACGGCAACAUUUUCAUCUGGCCAAAAGGAAACAACAGAAUAUCCAAAGCCAUUGAGGGAGUCCAUGAGGGAGGGAUUUUCUCUGUAUGUGUGAUGAAGGAUGGAACUGUGUUGUCUGGGGGAGGAAAAGACAGAAAGAUCAUACAGUACGACAGCUCCUAUACAAAGACAGGGGUAGAGACAGAGAUCCCUGAGAACUUUGGAGGAGUGCGGAUGCUGAACCAGGGUAAGGGAGGGAUGGUGCUGGUGGGAACGACCAGAAAUUGUAUCUUACAGGGAACAGUGGAUCUACAGCUCAACCCCAUUGUCCAGGGUCACAUGGAUGAGCUAUGGGGACUUGCCUCACACCCCAGUCAGCAGCAGUUUUUGACUAGUGGAUCUGACAAACAGGUCCACAUGUGGGACAGUAUGAGUCGCUCUGUCAUCUGGUCUAAAGAACUCUCAGAAUCAGCUCACAGUUGCUGUUUUUACCCUGAUGGAAGUGUGGUUGCCAUAGGAACUGAGACAGGAAAGUGGUUUGUGUUGGAUUGUGGAACACACGAGACCAUUACUAGUCACACUGACGGCAAUGAACAGAUCGAGUGUGUCCUCUACUCACCAGAUGGUAAAUAUCUUGCCCUUGGAUCUAGAGACAACCACAUUUACCUUUAUGAGGUGACUGAAGAUGGGAAAAAAUACUCCAGAAUUGGAAGAUGCACUGGACACAGCAGCUUUGUGACACACAUAGACUGGUCCAGUGAUAGUGUUUAUUUGUGCAGUAAUUCUGGAGACUAUGAAGUUUUGUACUGGAAGAUUCCAGCUUGUAAACAGGAAACUUCUAUUUCUGCUGUCAGGGAUUUAGAAUGGGCCACUGGAAAUUGUACCUUAACCUUCAAUGCUGCAGGAGUGUGGCCAGAAGGAGCAGAUGGUACUGAUGUGAACAAUGUCUGCAGAUCAAACAAUGGUAGAGUUCUGGCCAGUGCUGAUGACUUUGGAAAGGUGAACCUCUACCAGUACCCCUGUUAUCAUCCUAAGGCAAAGAAGCAUAGCUACAAUGGACACAGCAGUCAUGUGACUAACGUCAGCUUUCUUUUUGACGAUUCACGCUUACUGUCCACAGGCGGUCGAGACAUGUCCAUCAUGCAGUGGCAGGUCGUGUAAAUGGUCUAGCAGAAUAGUUAUACCUAAUAGGCAUUAUAUAUAGUUGUUGAAUGUCUGAGACAAUAUGAUUGUUAUAUUUUGUUAUAAACAAUGUGUAGUGAUGUAUGAACACUUUUUCUACUAUUUGUACCAUUAUAUUUAUAGUUAACAAAUUUUUUCUUGUAUAUUGUUUUUUGUAUGGUGUAUUUUUCAUGUUUUCACAAUAUACAUUAUCAUGUUUAGCCUGAUUGUUUAGAAUUUAAUAGAUCAAGCAGGUGAAAAAUUUUUUGGAAUACAUACAGGGUUUUGAUUAGGUAGAGAUGCAUUAAAGGCAAAGACUUUCAGUAUUUAUCAAAUCAGUAAAUAUAUUUAUGUGUGGGAGUGAAUUUUAGAGUAAUAGUAUAAUGAUAGUGUACUCGACUGUACAAGAAUUGUAUAUAUCUUUGGUUAGUGAAUAGUUAUUCAGUAAAUUCGAUGUUGGUGCAUUGGUUCAUGGUAUUCAUGUUUGCAUAAGAUCAAACCAGAUUACAGUUUGAUAUACACUGUAUUUCUUUAUUAUUAUUUGAGAUAAGAAUUUCUUGAGUUGCUCAAAUAGUUAUACAAUGAAAUAAAUUUGUAGUUUAUUUUUCUGUGAUUUUCAGUUUUAGAUUAAAGGUAAAAAGUGUAAACUUUUCUGUUCUUAGUGAAUGGACCAAUUUAAUUUUUGUCAAAUGCUUAUCCUUGCUUUUCUUGACUCUAUUUUGUUGUUGAAAUAAGGUAGUGUCAGACUGUCUAUGAAAUUAAGUGCUUAAGUAAUUGUGCAAUACAGUUUAUAUAUGUUAUACAAAAGGCACUGAAUAUUGCCAUUCUAUUAUUAAUAACUGUGUACAGAUGUAAUAGUAAAACUUUCAUGCAGACGAAAGUUGUGUUGAAUGCACAGAAGGAAGACUUUAGACUAAAAAUUUAUGUAAUUUGUCGAAAAUCUUUAAUCUAAAAAGCUUUAUAUACCAGUAGUUAUAAAAUAUGUCAGAUAAAUAUCCUUUUUUUUUAUUUACUUUAUUUCUAUAUACACCUUGAAUAAAAUAAUUCAUUUGUAUCAUCAA
Messenger RNA from Saccostrea echinata, 3743 nucleotides. Its product is annotated as echinoderm microtubule-associated protein-like 2. Gene Ontology annotation, molecular function: microtubule binding. Gene Ontology annotation, biological process: microtubule cytoskeleton organization. Gene Ontology annotation, cellular component: mitotic spindle. The transcript is spliced from 22 exons. Lineage: Eukaryota; Metazoa; Mollusca; Bivalvia; Ostreida; Ostreidae. The record is from RefSeq and is a predicted model, not a curated record. The coding region runs from base 43 to 2682 and encodes 879 amino acids.